Phytophthora infestans T30-4 is the source of this 1966-nucleotide messenger RNA. Its product is annotated as aspartate aminotransferase, putative. NCBI's taxonomy places the organism in Eukaryota, Oomycota, Peronosporomycetes, Peronosporales, Peronosporaceae. Gene Ontology annotation, molecular function: pyridoxal phosphate binding; catalytic activity. The coding region runs from base 184 to 1467 and encodes 427 amino acids. The record is from RefSeq and is a predicted model, not a curated record. The transcript is spliced from 8 exons. Gene Ontology annotation, biological process: biosynthetic process.
GCUGUAGUUGCUUCUGCCGAUACCAACGUCCAGAGCGACACAAGUAGUGAGGAUGUUGCGGAAAUUAAUGUAGUGGAGAACCAGGAGAAUCAGAUUGUUGUUCUUACUGGCCGCAAGCGAUCAGCGAGUCAUUUGGACACACCCAGUCAAGGACCGAGGAAGGUGAUUAACUGCAAGAUUCGGAUGUUGUGUACGGCGGCCGGUAGCGCAUUGGACGAGCUGAGCAACAAGAUGAUUAGAGAGGGCAAGUGCAUUUACAAGUUGGGAUUGGGCCAGUCGCCAUUCCCAAUCCCACAAUGCAUUGUCGACGAAUUACGAGCCAAUUCGCACCAAAGAGAUUAUUUGCCGGUUGCAGGGCUACCAGAGCUUUGUGAUGAUAUUGCAGCGUGGGGGACUGAUCGGUUGCAUAUAAACUACUCGCGAGACGACGUGUUGGUGGGGCCUGGCACCAAAGAGCUGCUAUUUGUGCUGCAGACCGUGUACUAUGGAGACCUCUUGCUGCCAAACCCGAGUUGUACGAGCUACGCGCCACAAGCCGCUAUUGCUGGAAGAAAUAUGAUGUGGCUGCCAACACACGCAGAGGACCACUUCGUGCUUCGGCCAGAAGUUUUGGAAGCGCAUUGUGCGAAAGACCCAGAUGCCCCUCGGAUUCUCAUUCUCAACAGUCCGUCCAAUCCAACUGGCUGUGCGUACCAGGCCGAUGAGCUGGAGGCACUCGCCAAGGUUGCGAGGAAAUAUCGGAUCCUCGUCGUAUCAGACGAAAUCUACUCGGAGUUGCAUCAUUCCGGGACACACUUAUCGCUUUCCAAGUACUACCCCGAAGGAACCAUCGUUUCGGGAGGAUUGAGCAAAUGGUGCGGCGCUGGAGGGUGGCGUAUGGGCUUCUGGUUGUUCCCGCCUAGCAUGGACUGGUUACGCAGCAGUAUGCUUGUCAUGGCGUCCGAAACAUACACUUCGGUAGCGUCGCCUAUCCAGCAUGCCGCGCGACGAGCUUGCGUCGAGCUCGCGUCGUAUAAGCGCAAGUGCCAGAAAACGCUGCAGCUUAUCGGUCGCUGGUUCGCUUACCAAUUGCAGAAGAUGGAUGUCGAAGUUCAAGUCCCCGAGGCCGGAUUUUAUCUGUUCCCGUGCUUCCGACGACACCGCAAGGCGCUCGCUUUAAAAGGCAUUUCGACUGACGAGCAGUUGUGUGCACAGCUAUUGCAGGAUACGGGAGUAGCAAUCUUACCAGGCUCAGCCUUCGGUCGCGCGCCAGAAGAACUCUUCGCGCGACUGGCAUUCGUGGACUUUAAGGGCGACCUCGCACUCUAUCUCAUUGAGAGCAUGCAAGACGACCCGUCUCUGGAGGCUAUUGAAGGUUUCAUUCAGUCGGUAUGCCCCAAUCUUGAUAUCGCUAUGCGCAAACUGGCGGCGUGGAUGGCUCUGGCUCGACCGUCUGCGGUUCCUGCAACCGCAGUCGUCGGCUUCUAGAUAGCCUUCGUCAAUAGAAACCGGUGCUCACCGCCGUACGCGCCCCGUUGCGUUGCCGUUGCCAGCGCACGGUCCAGUUGGAUUUUUUACGCGAAUGGGGACCCUCAUUGGUCUCCAGACCACUGACGCGCGAAACUGCAGCCAAGUUGAGUCCCUGUGGCGCACAGCCGUUUCUUGUCAAGCGAGAUCUUAUUCGCUUGGAUAUGCGAUUUACGCACUGCAACGGCCAAUGCCCAUGACAAAGAAGACUACAUUCUCGACGCAAAUGAGUUGGUGCCAGUGACGCCACGUUGCGCUUUCGCGCAAAAGUUCAGGGCGGACAACUUCUAUGAACCGAACUUUGCAUAACCCGGUUCCAUCAAUUUGAGGCGAGAAAGCAGCGAGCCUAGUUCCAUCGAAGUACAUGUAGAGCAAUCUCUCCAUCAACUACGGUAGCCUCCAUUCACAGCGUCAUCGAGGGUUGUUCGCCUAAACAAAAUGAACAUUCCCGUACAAAUGA